Messenger RNA from Chelmon rostratus (copperband butterflyfish), 3328 nucleotides. RefSeq names its product bone morphogenetic protein 1-like. The record is from RefSeq and is a predicted model, not a curated record. Lineage: Eukaryota; Metazoa; Chordata; Actinopteri; Chaetodontiformes; Chaetodontidae. Gene Ontology annotation, molecular function: zinc ion binding; metalloendopeptidase activity; calcium ion binding. Bases 1 to 2928 code for a protein of 975 amino acids. The transcript has 20 exons. Gene Ontology annotation, biological process: proteolysis.
AUGGAAGUCGCUCCUGCCUUUCUGCUCCUGCUGUGCGUCUGUCUGCGCGUUUCUCCGGCGGCUCAUUGGGAGUUUGAGGACACUAAUUUUACCUACCUCGAUGAUGCAAUCGACUACAAGGAUCCCUGUAAAGCUGCUGCCUUUCUGGGAGAUAUUGCUCUUGAUGAAGAUGACCUCCGUAUGUUCAGAGAGGCCGACAGCAGCGACGCCCCGCAGCACGCCGUCCAGACCAACCACACAGACUCAGUUAACAGCUCCACUUCCAAUGAGUCUGUCAGGAGUAGGAGAGCCGCAGACAGACGGAGUCUCCAUCGCCGGAGGAGAGCAGCCACCUCCAGACCCGAGCGAGUGUGGCCGGACGGCAUCAUCCCGUACGUGAUCAGUGGGAAUUUCAGUGGCAGCCAGCGAGCCAUUUUCCGUCAGGCCAUGCGUCACUGGGAGAAACACACUUGUGUGACAUUCACUGAGAGGACGACUGAGGAGAGCUACAUUGUUUUCACAUACCGACCUUGUGGGUGUUGCUCCUACGUGGGGAGGAGAGGCGGCGGCCCUCAGGCCAUCUCUAUAGGAAAGAACUGUGAUAAGUUUGGCAUCGUGGUGCAUGAGCUCGGCCACGUGAUCGGCUUCUGGCACGAACACACACGUCCGGACCGUGACGAGCACGUAAGCAUCAUCAGAGACAACAUCCAAGCAGGACAGGAGUAUAACUUCCUGAAGAUGGAGCCAGGCGAGGUCGACUCACUCGGGGAGGUGUACGACUUUGGCAGCAUCAUGCAUUAUGCGAGGAAUACAUUUUCCAGAGGCAUCUUCUUAGACACAAUCUUGCCCCGUUAUGAUGUCAAUGGAGUCAGGCCGCCCAUUGGACAGAGGACCAGGCUUAGCAAAGGGGACAUUGCACAAGCCCGCAAACUCUACAAGUGUGCAAGGUGUGGGGACAACCUGCAGGAAAGUGCUGGAAACUUCUCUUCUCCUGGUUUUCCCAAUGGCUACUCGGCGUAUGCUCACUGUGUCUGGAGGAUUUCCGUCACUCCUGGAGAAAAAAUUGUUCUGAAUUUCACGUCCAUGGACCUCUUCAGGAGUCACCUGUGCUGGUACGACCAUGUGGAGGUUCGAGACGGGUUCUGGAGGAAAGCCCCUCUGAAAGGCCGCUUUUGUGGAGACACACUUCCAGAUCCAAUCAUCUCCACUGACAGUCAGCUGUGGAUUGAAUUCAGAAGCAGCAGCAGCUGGGUGGGCAAAGGCUUUUCAGCAGUCUAUGAAGCCACCUGUGGGGGAGAGGUGAAGCGGGACAGCGGCCAGAUCCAGUCUCCCAAUUAUCCUGAUGACUACCAGUCCAACAAAGUGUGUGUGUGGAAAAUCACAGUAGCAGAGGGUUUCAACGUUGGCCUCUCCUUUCAGUCGUUUGAGGUUGAGAGACAUGACAGCUGUGCCUACGACUACGUGGAGGUGAGGGAUGGGAUCUCAGAGAGCAGCCCGCUGCUCGGCCGUUUCUGCGGCUAUGACAAACCCGACGACGUGAAAAGCAGCUCCAACCAGCUCUGGCUGAAGUUCGUAUCUGACGGAUCGGUCAACAAAGCUGGGUUCGCGGCCAACUUUUUUAAAGAGAUGGACGAGUGUUCCAGGCCUGACAAUGGUCACUGCGAGCAGCGCUGCAUGAACACGCUGGGCAGCUACAGAUGUGCCUGUGAUCCUGGAUAUGAGCUGGCAGCUGACAGACGCAGCUGUGAGACAGCUGCCUGCGGUGGGUUCAUUACCAAGCUGAAUGGCUCCCUCACCACCCCAGGAUGGCCCAAAGAAUACCCUCCCAACAAGAACUGCGUGUGGCAGCUGGUGGCGCCCAUUCAGUAUCGCAUCACGCUGGUGUUUGACCUGUUCGAGACCGAAGGAAACGAUGUGUGUAAGUAUGAUUACGUGGAGGUGCGCAGCGGCUUGAGUUCAGACUCAAAGCUUCAUGGGAAGUUCUGCGGAGCAGAGAAACCCGAGGUGAUCACCUCCCAACAAAACAACAUGAGGAUUGAAUUCAAGUCUGACAACACUGUCUCCAAGAGGGGCUUCAAGGCUCACUUCUUCUCUGAUAUAGACGAGUGCUCCAAAGAAAACGGGGGCUGCCAGCAUGAGUGUGUGAACACCUUCGGAAGCUACAGCUGCCAGUGCCGCAGCGGCUUCAUGCUGCACGAUAACCAGCACGACUGCAAGGAAGCGGGCUGUGAUCAUGUUGUGAACAGUGCGUCGGGCACAAUAAGCAGCCCCAACUGGCCUGACAGAUACCCCAGCAAGAAGGCCUGCACCUGGUCUCUGUCCAUGACCCCAGGCCACCGAAUCAAACUCGUUUUCAAUGAGAUUGACAUGGAGGCUCAUCUGGAGUGCGCCUACGACCACCUGGAGAUCUACGACGGGCGAGACGGGCGCGUUCCAAGUCUCGGACGCUUCUGCGGCACCAAAAAGCCGUCUCCGGUCAUCUCCAGCGGCAACAAAAUGUUCCUGCGCUUCUUCUCAGACAACUCAGUGCAGAAGAGAGGCUUUGAGGCUUCAUACGGAGCAGAAUGUGGAGGAAGCCUUAAAGCCGAGGUCAAGACAAAAGAUCUUUACUCUCAUGCCCAGUUUGGAGAUAACAACUACCCCAGCGGCUCCGACUGCCUGUGGGUGGUCUCUGCUGAGAAGGGCUACGGAGUGGAGAUCAUCUUCCAAGUGUUUGAGAUCGAGGAGGAGGCAGACUGCGGAUACGAUUACGUGGAGCUAUACGACGGGGCUGACAUCAAGUCUCCGAGGCUGGGACGAUACUGCGGAUCUGGGACCCCGGAGGAGGUCUAUUCAGCCGGAGACGCCGUCGUCUUAAAGUUUCACUCAGACGACAGCAUCAAUAAAAAAGGCUUUCAUGUACGCUACACGAGCACAAAGUUCCAGGACACGUUACACACAAGCAAGUGACUCUCCAAAACUACCCCGAAAACCUAAAUGGAGACUUCACCCCUAACAUUUGGUGGGACACACCCAUUUCCAGACGAGGAGCGAAUGCAUGGAUUGACACCACAAAACACAGACCCGCAUACUUUACAUUCACAUCCCUUAGAAAGGGUGAAGCCAUGCAGAGAAAUCAUUAAUCCCCCUCACUGUAGAGGUGUAUAGGAUGAAAGGACUAGCUUGCAGUUAUUACUUCGAGUAAAUUCGGCCUGUAAUGAGCUGAUUGCAUCAUAGCACUGUUUUAAGAUAUAAACUGUAUAUAUUGUGAUAUAGUUUGCCUUGUUUUUUUAAUCAUAUCAACUGUGCCACUUUUUACUGUCUGAGCUUGAGCGUUAGAUCACUUCUAAUGAAUGUGAUGCACUUUGUA